Molecule: messenger RNA, 852 nt
Organism: Penicillium mononematosum
Lineage: Eukaryota; Fungi; Ascomycota; Eurotiomycetes; Eurotiales; Aspergillaceae
Exons: 1
Coding region: 1-852 (283 amino acids)
Cellular component (GO): nucleus
Molecular function (GO): DNA binding
Source: RefSeq, a predicted model, not a curated record
AUGCCACCAAUUCGCUCUCAAUCCUCUAAAGAUUCAAUAGAGAGAGAGGGUAGGAUCUUAUUAGCUAUCCAGGCUUUUAAGAAUAAAGAAAUCAGCGCUAUUCGCGAAGCAGCGCGCCGUUUCAAAGUGCCCGAAUCAACCCUCCGGACACGUCUUUAUGGGACCACUUCUCGCGCGAAUUCUCGCGCCAAUUCACAUAAACUGAUAGAAAUUGAAGAGGAAUCUCUUGAAAAAUGGAUUCUCUCUAUGGAUUCUCGAGGAUCAGCUCCCCGGCCGUCUAUGGUACGAGAAAUGGCGAAUCUUCUUCUUGAAAAGCGCGGAACUACCCCGGUUCUUUCGGUCGGCGAAAAUUGGGUGACGAACUAUGUGAAACGACAUCCUCUUCUAUCCUCUCGGUUUUCGAAACGGUAUAACUACGAGCGUGCGAAAUGCGAAGACCCGAAGGUUAUUACAGAGUGGUUUAAUCUUGUUCAAAAAACCAUCUUACAAUUCGGGAUCGACCCGGACGACGUUUAUAACUUUGAUGAGACCGGUUUUGCGAUAGGAUUAACGGCGACUGCGAGGGUGAUUACGAGAAGUGAAUAUUACGGUCGGCGAGCACUUUUACAACCUGGAAAUCGUGAAUGGGUGACUGUUAUCGAGUGUACGAAUGCUGCUGGCUGGGCUCUUCCGCCGUGUGUGAUUUUUAAAGGCAAAGUCUUUAUUGAAUCCUGGUUCGAUAGCCUUCCUUCUGACUGGCGUUUUGAAGUUAGUCCUAACGGCUGGACUACUAAUGAAAUUGGGAUUCGUUGGCUUGAAAAGCUCUUUAUUCCUACUACUUCUUUAUAUACGAAGGGGUGUAUCGGCUUUUGA